Messenger RNA from Zingiber officinale, 523 nucleotides. Its product is annotated as plastid division protein PDV1-like. The annotation marks the transcript as partial. Gene Ontology annotation, biological process: chloroplast fission. The transcript has 2 exons. The record is from RefSeq and is a predicted model, not a curated record. NCBI's taxonomy places the organism in Eukaryota, Viridiplantae, Streptophyta, Magnoliopsida, Zingiberales, Zingiberaceae.
UUUUUAUCCAUUUCCCUCGCUCUCCCUCUUCGAGUCGGCCACAAAGCGGUGGUUCGCUUUCGAGGACGGGGUUCGAACCCUAACCCAAGUGUUCUUCGCAUUCUUGUUUUCCAUGAGAUGGGAGAUGGAGAUGGAGGAGGUGGAGGCAGUUCUUGAGCGGAUCUCGGACCUCCAUGACAAGAUCAGCGACGCCAUCCACACUAUCUCGCGCGCUCACUUCCUCCGCUUGGUUAAGGACUCCCGCGGAGGAAGGGACCAGCCGCCGCUGGUAGCUAAAGAGGUUGAUUGUGAGGGAGAUGGGAAGGGCGGGUUUGUAUACGUCAAGGAUUUGGGGGUGGAAGUUGAGGACCAAGGCGCGGCGAUGGAGGAGGCCAGGAGCCUCAACGCCAUCCGCACUGCGCUGGAGAACCUCGAGGACCAGCUUGAUUUCUUUCAUACUGUACAAUCACAACAGCGUGCUGAACGAGUUGCUGCUAUUGCACGAUUAGAACAAAGCCGUGUCGUCCUUGCAAAGAGAUUAGCU